Molecule: messenger RNA, 7712 nt
Organism: Solea solea (common sole)
Lineage: Eukaryota; Metazoa; Chordata; Actinopteri; Pleuronectiformes; Soleidae
Exons: 34
Coding region: 152-7357 (2401 amino acids)
Biological process (GO): actin cytoskeleton organization; muscle cell development
Cellular component (GO): Z disc; cell projection; cortical actin cytoskeleton
Molecular function (GO): actin filament binding; phospholipid binding
Source: RefSeq, a predicted model, not a curated record
GAGCUCUCCCUCCCCUUUCAUCAGUUCAACCCCUCCACUUGCCUGCUGAUCACAGACUGGACAACUGUUGAGUGAGGAGAACGCACAAAGGGAUGUGACAGACUUUUUCCUCAUUUGGACUUUAUUUUGCUUUCGUAUCGGGACGCCUGACAUGUCUGAGAGCAUUGUGAGGAAGGUGCAGCCCUUCACUAUUGGGACAAAAUUGUCUGUCCCCACUGUGCCGAAAUGCCAGGAUUUUACAGAGAGUUACCUGCAGAGCCCGAGUCUGGACAACUGCACCUUACAGCAUAACCUGAACUCGCUCUACCUGAGUCGAUCCCAGGUCUGUGCACAUGAUCUGGUCUCACCCAUUGUCAAGCAAGUAGCCCCAGUGAAAGAACAGCAGGAGCACAUGGCAGCAGAGGACCAGCUGAACCAGAACUGCCCAUCUGCUGUCUCCAGAUCUAUCAAGAAGAUCACCAUCUCUGGGAAAGAGAGGUCAGAGAACAAGCUGGCUUUGGGACCUGAACAGCUUUCAAUCACAGGCUCCACAUCUGAAAACAACAAUAACAACAACAACAACAACAUCCCAAGCACGUCAGAGCCACAUCUGCCCAGGAUCGUGGGAGUGAGUUGUGAAAAUAAGCCCAGUUCUCAGUUUAAGGUUUUACUCAGAAAAGAUGCCAGUGAUCAGUCUCCACACGCACAAACCAGGGUGAAACCGAGUAGAGACAAAUCUGUACAGCAGAUCUCAGUGCCUGAAUCACAGAUGAAGGAGCUUCAGUGGAAAGAAAGUCACCCACUCACUCAGAGCGAAGCAUCGGCAGCUGUUGCAUCACAGAGUGACUGCUUCACUCAGCGCAACUCACUCUUCAACAAGGAAGUUCUGCAGGCAGAGGCAUGGAUCAAAGGCAAACUUCAAGAUCUGAAGGAUGGCUGUAAUGUUCAGCGCUGCCCCCUGCAGGACUGGGAGGAAGCCUCACAGACGCUUCAGCGAGACCUCAAAGACUUUGAGAACACACUAAUUCAACUCAACCAGAUGGGUGAGCAGUUGCUCUGCAAGCUGAACCCAACGUCUGAUCUGGUGAAGAAGCAGCUCAGCCAGCUCAGGGACCAGUGGCAGACACUUAAACAGACAGCUGCAAAUCAGAUGAGGGCCCUCGGCGGAGCCAAGAACCUGCAAGAGUUCAACAAAAAAGUGGACAAACUGGAGGCAUGGAUUAAAGAGAAGCAGGAGGAGGAGCAGUCACUGGUGGACGUCCUGGGGGAGAAUGUUGACAAAAUGCAGCUGACCAGAAGAAUUUUAGAUCUGAAACAGGAUGAGCAGCUAUACAGAAACCUCCACGAGGAGAUCAACCACUCAGCCCUAAAGCUGGAGAAACAGGGGAAGACAGAUGGCAAAAACAUCUCCACCAGACGGAAACACAUCAAUAAAAUGUGGCUGAGGGUCCAGUCUCAUCUAAAAAACUACCAUGAAAAUCUCCAGCUGGCGCUGGAGGUGUCCUCUUUCUACCAGCAGGCUGAUAAUAUAUUGUUUGCUAUCAACAGCAUGAGGAAAAGCAUAUCCGCGUCCGAAGAGUGGGACAACUUAGGAGAUCGGGAAAUCCGCGACAUUGCCAGUCAAAUCAUGAUGCUAGAUGUGAGCGUGUCCCAGCUGUCGAAUCUCCAUCCUGCCCUGGCCUCUGGCGUCACACAGAAGCAGACUGAGGUGAAGGACUGCUGGGCACUUCUUCAUAAAGUAUUCCGGAGUGACAGGACCACGCUCUCUCCUACUGGCUCCACUUUCACCAGGGAAGAUGCUGACCCACUGACCCUAGUGCGGGAACCCCAGUGCAAUGUGGGAACAGAGACCCAAAGGAUCAUGGGAAAGGAGGUGAAGGAGGAGCAGAAUCGUCUGAAGGGCUGUGUGAGUGCUGCUGAAUGUGAGAGUGGCAGGAGAACCCCGAGCAGCCAAAGCCAGGAACAGCAAUCAGCGAACCGCACCUCUUUUCCUGUGGGAGACGGAGCCAAUGAAGUCAUUGUCAGACGUCAGCUGAAGGCAGAAAGCACGAAGCCCAGAACAGAGCCCAAACUUGCCACCGGCCCCCACAGCCACCCACAGCUUCACAUACAGCUUCAGAAGUUCACUGCAUCUGCUGACAAGACUUUGUCCUGGCUGAAAGACAACGUGUCCAUGGCCACACAGGUGUGUUCAAUAGCCAGCUUUGAGGGUUUGGAGGCAGCCAGGAGGUGUCAGCACACUCUGGAACGAGAUAUCCUCACCAACAAAGCCAGGAUAGAGGUGGUCAAAAGGGAGGGACGUGGGCUGGUCCGUGCACAGCACCCUGGCAGCACCAAGAUCGAAGAGUUCCUCAGCCAGCUGGAAGUCCUCUGGGAAGAACUGCGGAGGCGGCACCAGAGGAACGCUGUAUUUCUGAAAGCCUCGGAGGAGCUCGGCUUCAGAGUUGUAAAAGUCCUCCAGGCAUUGGGCAGCCUGGAGGCUUGGCUGGAAUCGGUGGAGCUUUCCAUGAAGGAAUCCGCACUUGCCGGUGACCCUGAAACAAUGAGCAUGGCUGAGAGGGAGAGCUGUCUGCUGGAGAAGGAGGUGGCAGCACGUAGCCUGGAGCUCACUGCUCUGAGACAAGAGGUGGACCGCCUCCACGUCCACAGUCACCCGCACGCACAAUGGCUGCCAGCACGCAUGGAGGAGGUGGAAACAAAGUACCAUCGUGUCCAGAGUGCUUUGACCCAGCAGAGCUCAAAGCUGCAGGACACACGAAUGCUGACAGAGUUCCUGGAGCGUGUGGAGCUUGAGGAGAGCCAGGAUGGUUGCCAGUAUAACCUGGGCCAGCCUCUCCACAGUGAGAUUUCCUCAGCCCCUACAUUACUGGGACUCCAAAGCAGUGGUGGUAGUGGUGGUGAGCCCCUGAUAGAAAGCAUGGGGGACCCUGUGGAGGUACUCCAAGAAGCUGUGGAGAUGCUGAAUGACACAGUGAGGGAGAGAGGCAGAUCGCAGAGCCACGACCAGGCCAUCCAGGAGCUUCUGAGCAAGCAUGCCAGCCUAGCAGUGAAUGUGGAGGAGUGCUUAUGCUGCAGCAAGGAGCUUGGCCUGGACAUCCUGGAGAGGGAGACAGACUUGGCCAUCCAGUGUGAGCCAGACCGGUGCGGCCUCGAGGCUCUUCAGGAGAAGCAGGACCACCUGGAGAUCGACCAUGAAGUCAUCAGGGAGGAGGUGAAGGAGAUGAAGAACCUGGCUUCCCGGUUGGACGACCUUUGUCCAGAGAGAAUGCACAUACUCAGGGCGAAGAUCCAGGCGACGCUGCUGGUCUGCACCGAGCUGGGAAAGAGUGUGACGGAGAACAAAUCACGUCUGCAAGAGUUUAUGCAGCUCCGAGACUUCUUUCGGCGCUACCUCUCCAUGAUCUCAUGGACUGAAGACACCAGGUCGUGCAUUUUCUCAGAUACUGCCUUAAAUCCUGGGAAAGAUGGGGAGAGGCCACUGGCUGCAGAGCUGGACAUGCAGAUAGAGCAACGGUUUGAGGAGUUUGAUGAGCUGGCAGCCACAGGGAGGAACCUUUUAGACAAAGAACACCACCUCACACAGAUGGUGAGAGAGCGCAUGGAGGAACUGCGGAGUAUGCUUGGAUGGAUCUUGGUGCACUGGAGGGCUCAGAAACAGCAGUGGUUUCAUAAAAAGAGCAGUCAGGAUCUUUCACAAGACAGCAUUUAUUCGGAGGCUACAAUUUGCCCCUCAUUAACUGAGAUUUCAGUUCCUAAACCAGAGGCCUACCAGUUCCAUCAGUCUACACUUGUCACCUCGGAAAAAGACAAAGUAAAAGCAGCAGGAGACAACUGGCCCUUGUCUCUUGUGGCCAGACAACCUGAGCAGCAGGAGGAGAGGCAGUUCGAGGACGGGUAUGAGGUCAUGAAAAGUGUUGGACCACAGGGAGGUGAGGCUUCCCUGUCAGAGUCUCCCAAACCGUCUAUCAUGGUCCUCAAGGAGCCCAGCAACUCGGCUCUAGGUGGCACAGUCAACCUCAUCCUGAGCUUUGGUAACACAGGGGAAAGCCAUGUUCAGGUGCUUGAUGCACCUGCUAAGACGGAUGCAGUAGUGGAGGAUGACUCUGAGCCUGUCCACAGGUCCGCUGUGCCUCAAUCUUCUGCCUGUAAAAACUUUUGGAGGCGCUGCCAGGGGCUUUUGGAAAAUACUUUGGGUAGUUUAAAGAGAAAAAGAAAGAUUUAUCGGCAGAGUGCAAAUGAGGUAAGUACCUACUUGCAUGUCAAGGAUAACAACUUGGCCGCAGCUCCUGUGUAUGAGAGUAUCACCCUGCCGCGCCAAAAGAGCCGCUCUGCAGCCUCGGCCUCCCCGACUUUCUUGCCACCCUCGUCCUCCUCCUUCUCCACGUCGUCCUCUGCAUCGGCACCUCAGGCGACCAACGUGACGUUCCACCCUCUGACGGGCAGCAGCAGCAGCUCCAUCUUCAGCAGCCUCAAGAGGAUGAGCAAGAAGAGGAAGAGGAAGAGAGACGCUCGCAGACACACCAUCCAGAAAAUCAUGGGAGUGGAAGCACAAACGGAAGAGGUGCAUCAGUAUGGCAGUGAGACAAUGACAUAUGACACGCAUACAUGGCCACUGAAGGAAGGCAGGAGGAAGAAGAGUUCACCGAAGAGCCCGGCCAGUGGGGAUAGAGAAGAAGCUAUAGCUUAUAUGAAGAAUCCCUUGUUGAAGGACAUUGAUACAGAGUGUUUUGGAGAAUACAGCAUUAUUCCGUAUGCUGUAUCAGAGGGUCCAACUUUAUCUUCCACUGGUCAGGUAAGAAGCCACUGCAGAUUCCUCUCUUUGGGCUCUGUGUUGAGCUUUGAGCUUCCUAAGGACAUGACCGUCAUCCCCAGCAUUCAGGACAUUAUUACUAUUGCCCCACCUGAGUCCAAAAAAGGAGCGGGGACUGAUCCAGACCCCCACUCUCAGAGGUACUCAGCCCUGAGCUCCUUCAAACAGACGCGACAGACCCCUGCCAUCACACACAGUUCAUCGGAUGUUAGCUCUUCUGAAACACACAGUUCAACAGCUGCAGUGAAAGCUCUGUCUGAGGUGGACAGGACUUCCCAACCGCCGCCUUCUCUUUCCACGGGAGAAGAUGAAGAUCAGACUGUACCAUGCAACGAACUGUCGAAGACCCAGUCAGGUCUGUGUGAGGCUGCAGAGCACGAGUGGGACAAAAUAACAUCACGGGUUAGUCCACCACGUACGCCGGACAAGGACAGGACCAGCCAGCCCUCUGGGAUCCCUAUUUAUGUGAACCAAACACAACGUACACCUGUGCAAAAACACGAGUGUCCUAGUGUCCACACACUCAUUCGAGACCUAAAUGGACAUGUCUACCACAAAGGUGCAAGAUGUCUCGGUAUGUGUGAGGAGAGCCCGGGGCCUCAGUGCCUGAGCCAAGCUUCUCACAUGGUAGUAAAUCUAAAGUCAACAGUGAGUAUGAGUGUUUGUCAGGACUCAGUGGACUCUGAGGUCUCCAGUUCCAGAAGCACCAAGGUUUGUACUGAUGCACCAUGUCCAGACAUCUCACAGCCUAAGGGAAUCGUGGGGAGGCUCAUGUCCUUUGAGGUGGGAGGUAUCGACUGCUCUGACACAAAAGAGAACAACACAACAUCCCCGGGUCCAUCUCUGCCCACUGCAGAGCAGGAAACAGAGCCUGUCCACCUUGACCGUCAGCAGUUUGAGGAGGAGGAAGAAGAGCUGCAGGACAUCUGGAAUCAGACUCCUAACUACAGACAGAGCAUCUGCUCCGACAUCAUGUACCAGUCCACCCUGGACGCCAACGUUGCCCCACACCAAUCCAAAGCGCCUCAUUCCCCAUCACCUUCACCCAAGGCCCCAAAUGUGCUGUACAGAAAUCUGGUCACAGCCUCGGCUCCCAACCUUCUCGUGGCCGAGUUCAAACUGCCGUCCCAUAUUCAGAGCUUGCUGGGCUACAACAAGGAGCAGAGUCCCAGAAGUCACCUCCCUCCACUGGCUCAAGGACACAGGAGGUCCUGGGCAGCAUUUCCUAACAGGGAAGCGGAAAGCAAGACCGCGGUGUCCGUGAACGAAACUGCAUGUGACCCAGUGAAGCUGCCCGAUGUAGGUGACAAUCAGAGAUACAUUUAUCAGUACAGAGAGGAUGAGGAGGAGGAAGAGGAGGCAAAGGUGAGGGAGGUGGUGGAUGAGCACACAGGUGGUUCCAAGGACCAGUCCAUGAGUUUGCUGUCAGUUCACAUGGAUUUGGGAGGGGCGUGUCAGCACAGACAAGCUUCACAAAGCCUGGAGGACACGGAGAGGCAGGAAGAGCCGGCGGCCACGGGAGGGCGCUGUUUCACCUUGAGUGGAAAGCCCGACUUGCAGUCAAUGGAGGGGACACUGGAGAGGAAGCACAAGCUGCAGCUGGCAGGAAAGAAAGCGACCUCCAGAGGCUGGAACUCUUACCACGUUGUCCUACAUAGAAACACCUUGUGCUUUUACCAGGAUAGAAAGGAUACACUCAGGAAUUCUGCAUGCGGCCUGCCACUGAACCUCAUGGGAGCCGAGUGCUCCCCCGCGCCAGAGUACACCAAGAAAACCAACUGCUUUCGACUCCAGCUCCGUGAUGGGUCUGAAUAUCUGUUCAACGCACCCUCGCGCUUCAUGAUGAGGAAAUGGAUGAUGAAAAUACAAGCAAACACAGGUCAGAGAGAGUCUGUGUCCUCAACAUCCCGGGUUCCUGCAGAACAAGGCCUCCCUGUUUCCCUAAAUCAGUCCCCGUGCUCCGGUUGUCAUGAUCUGGCCAAAUGCCACUGUUACUCCCGACAUGAUGUCACCUCCACGUUCCCCAGGCGCGAACCAGCGAGUGCCGCCCAGAGCAAGGAGAUCAUCGUUCUCACCAGAGAGUUCAUUCAGAUGCCACAGAGUCAUUUAAGGAGUUUAGAUGAACACUCCGCUAUGUCAUCCUACCUUGGAGGCUGCUGUGAUGAGGAUAAAGGCAACGUGAAGCAGACAAUGACUAACAGACUAUCUGGAGCGUCACAUGACCACACCUCUUCCUCUCCUCAAUCACCACUAUGCAGUGGUCAGGAAUGGCUCAUCAACAAGCGUCGCUCCCACUCCUUCACGUCAGCAACUUACCAGAAGAUCAAGCCCACGUUGCACACCCCCAGAGGUGUGGAGAGAGGCUCAAACUACAGCGUGACCCUGGUGGUUGGAGACAAGUUGUCAGACGGCACGUCCACAAACAGAAGCUCUGAGCCUCCACUGCUGGCGGUGGCUGGGCUGCAGCAGGAGAGCCAUCAUGACUCGGCUCUGAGGAGCUACGCCAGCCUGCCACGGCCUCGCAACAAAUCCGUCUUCCAGAAGUUCUUUGGGAAGAGGGAUCUCUGAGUUUUUGUGACAUAUUGAGUUUACGAAGAAAGGGUUCAUGUGCAGUGCACAUACUGUAUGAUGCAAAAACAAAAAAAAAUGCUACUACUGACUAUAUUUAUGAUAUGAGGAGCAACCACAGUUUUAUUUUUUGAUGUGUUUCCUAUAAAUCACUCAUGAGCAAAGUCCCUUUCAUAGGUCCGUUUAUAAGUAUUUAUAUCACUGUCCUUUUGUUUUAAUUUCUUCCAUUGACAGGAACAAUAUUGUGUGUCUGUGUGUGUGUCUCUGUGUGUGUGUGUGUGUGUGUGUGUGUGCGCUCACUGCAUAGCUGUAGAUUAGUGGAUUGAAAACCACAUUUCUUUAUAUUUUUCAUUUC